Messenger RNA from Lotus japonicus, 1309 nucleotides. Its product is annotated as annexin D5-like. Gene Ontology annotation, molecular function: calcium ion binding; calcium-dependent phospholipid binding. NCBI's taxonomy places the organism in Eukaryota, Viridiplantae, Streptophyta, Magnoliopsida, Fabales, Fabaceae. The transcript has 6 exons. Gene Ontology annotation, cellular component: cytoplasm. The coding region runs from base 129 to 1076 and encodes 315 amino acids. The record is from RefSeq and is a predicted model, not a curated record.
UUAUAUUUAUUUUUCUUGUUGCAUUAAAUCAUUGACCCUGUCGCUAAUUUAAUCUUUCUUUGUCUUCUCUCUCUUUCCCAAUUCUUCUUCUUCUUCUUCUUCUUCUCUGUUUUCAAAGUGGAAAAUCAAUGGCUACACUCACUGUACCCCCUGUUCCUCCUACCCCAAGAGAUGAUGCCAUGCAACUUUACCGUGCUUUCAAAGGAUUUGGGUGUGACACUACUGCUGUGAUCAAUAUUCUUGCUCACCGAGAUGCUACACAGCGUGCGUACCUCCAACAAGAAUACAAAGCAACAUAUGCUGAGGAGCUGUCCAAGCGUCUAAUUUCAGAGCUUAGUGGAAAGUUAGAGACUGCAGUUCUGCUUUGGAUGCAUGACCCCGCAGGACGUGAUGCAACAAUCAUUAGACAGUGUCUAGCCGUCGACAUGAACUUCGAAGGUGCUACUGAAGUCAUAUGUUCACGCACUCCAUCCCAGCUACAAUAUUUAAAACAGAUCUACCAUUCUAAGUUUGGGGUUUACCUUGAGCAUGAUAUUGAAGCAACCACAUCAGGGGAUCUUAAAAAGAUCUUGCUUGCAUAUGUUAGCACACCUCGUCCUGAAGGCCCUGAGGUCAAUAGGGAAAUUGCUCAGAAGGAUGCAAAGGUUCUCUACAAAGCAGGGGAGAAGAAACUAGGAACUGAUGAGAAGGCUUUUGUCCACAUAUUCAGUGAACGAAGCGGAGCACAUUUGGCUGCCAUUAGUUCUUAUUACCAUGACAUGUAUGGUCACAAGCUGAACAAGGCAAUAAAGAAUGAAACGUCAGGGAUUUUCGCUCAUGCACUUUUGACAAUAUUCCAAUGUGCUGUUAAUCCAGCAAAGUAUUUUGCAAAGGUGUUGCAUAAGGCGAUGAAAGGUUUGGGGACUAAUGAUACCACUCUCAUAAGGGUCAUUGUUACAAGGACUGAGAUUGAUAUGCAGUAUAUCAAAGCUGAAUACUUAAAGAAAUACAAGAAGACUCUGAACGAUGCAGUUCACUCAGAAACAUCCGGCCACUACAGGGCUUUUCUCCUCGCACUUUUGGGCCCCAAUCACUAGCCAAAAUGUUCAAUAAUGUUUAAUGUGAGAUUAAUCCACCUGUGAUGUUUGGUCAAUUUUAAGUGUUAUAAAAUUUGGUUGUUUGUGGUGCUUUGUAAGUGUUUUGAACAUACACUCCAGUUUCAGAUAGGGACUUGUGUAAGCAUAAUGCAUUGUGUGAAAACUGAAAAGUAAGUAUGACUAUUAUUUUGUCUCGACAAUAUUCAAAUGCUAGAUUGUGAUUGUGCGUAGAA